UCUAUUGCGUCUGGUGGUAUUUUAGUGGAUGUCUACGGGAAUGGUUUCAAACUGCUUCAACGACCGCAUAUGGUUGUGAUGGAUGAGGAUCGUGCAGUUAAAGGACCGAAAUGCACAAUUGAACGUGACGAUCUCAUGCACUGCUUCACUCCCGACCUCAUGAUACCGCAUGACAGACGUAAUCACCCAACAAUUGAACACCCUUUGCUACUUGAUUAUGGAUUCGAAAUGGAUGGUGUACGUCCUGGCAAUAUCUCUCAGUUGAGUGGUUUCAAUCGCAUGGAAAUUUUCCCGGACCCGAUCGUUGAGCGUUUCGUCGACGGUCGUUCGUAUCGUUCCGGUGAUUAUUUGACCAUAAACGGUAAAUACCUGGAUGCGGCCGCAAGUGAACGAGAUGUUCAAGUGAAGAUCGGUGAUGAGCUGUGCAAUCUGACGGCGUUAGCGAAUCGUGCUCUCACCUGUCUACCACCCGAUCCUACGAUAUCCAAUCAACUGCAAUACAACGAUAAACCACGUGUUAUUGUCAAAAUUGGUGGCAUGAAUUAUGAUGUUGGUGAACUGGUAUAUAAUUCAAAAGAAUCCGAUAUAUCGCCCCAAGUGCUCGUCGCCAUAUCAGUUGCUAUCCUUGGAUUUCAUGAAGAUGAUUAUCAGAAAUGUGCAUUGUUAAUCCGUGAUGCGCGCUCGAAAUUGAAUAUGAUAUUGUUGCGAUUGGAGGGUGUUGAUAUGGAAUGUGCACGAGCAAAACAGCAAAAUCGAUGUUAUGAAUAA
Anisakis simplex (herring worm) is the source of this 768-nucleotide messenger RNA. NCBI's taxonomy places the organism in Eukaryota, Metazoa, Nematoda, Chromadorea, Rhabditida, Anisakidae. The record is from the annotation of a GenBank genome assembly.